Molecule: messenger RNA, 1788 nt
Organism: Penicillium verhagenii
Lineage: Eukaryota; Fungi; Ascomycota; Eurotiomycetes; Eurotiales; Aspergillaceae
Product: flavin-containing monooxygenase
Exons: 5
Coding region: 1-1788 (595 amino acids)
Molecular function (GO): flavin adenine dinucleotide binding; N,N-dimethylaniline monooxygenase activity; NADP binding
Source: RefSeq, a predicted model, not a curated record
AUGACAAUACGAGUAGCCAUCAUUGGUGCCGGCCCCGGUGGCUUGGUGACUCUUAAGACCUUGUUGGAAGCGUCCACGCCCGACCAGCAAAUUGAGGCUUGUCUCUUCGAAUCUGAGUCCGAUGUCGGUGGUACCUUCAAUUAUCGUUCUUACGAGAACGCCGAAUUGGUAAGCAGCAAGCAGUUGACAACUUUCUCGGAUCACCGCUUGCCGCUGGAGACCCCCGACCAUGUGUCACUGCCCGAAUAUGUCAACUAUCUCCGCUCUUAUGUCGAGCGAUUUAAGCUGGGCCCACAUAUCAAGUUCAACAGUCCAGUGGUUCGUGUAUCCCCGCUCCAGGAUGCAUCCAGAUGGGCGCAUCGAGUGAGUUAUGUUGAUCGGAACGAUCCGGACCCAACAAAGGAGGCAACUUUUGAUUGUUCACAUGUCGCUGUCUGUACCGGACUUCAUGUCGAGCCAAAUAUUCCAAACAUCCCCGGCAUCGAGAAUGUCCAGGGUGAUGUCUUCCACUCAUCGCUCUACAAAGGCCGGGAUCAGGUUGCUGGAAAGAAAGUCCUGAUCUUGGGGUGCGGUGAAACGGCAAUGGAUAUUGCCUACGAGUCCAUCAAAGCCGACGCGGAAUCAGUCACCAUGUGUUUUCGCACUGGCUUCCUCUCAUUUCCCAAGCAGCUCAGUCGAUUCCAGGUAUUUGGUAGAACUUUCAGCGGAGGGCUUCCGAUUGAUGGCCUCAUUACCAACCUUUUUGAGACGGCAUACGUCCACCGAGCGAUCGCGCAGAGCAGGCUAAGAUGGUUCAUCUCGGACUUUGUGAUCAAGCGAGUUCUCUGGUUUCUCACCGGAACCCAGGCUGGUAUGAACCAGCAUGUCGGCGCUCUGCCCAAAGAGAAAUUGGGAAGAGCCUUUGUCUUUCUCAACAAGAGCAACAAAGCGAUGCCAUACCUUAACCGCCCUUACAAAACACACACUCCGUUUUUGGCGUACAUAGGCAACCGCUAUAUUGACCCCCCGGAGGAUGCCAACUCCGAUCGCGCCGUUGACACUUGUACCUGGCCGACAUCUAUUGAUGAAACGGGCCGUGUUCAUUUCCAAGUGAAACACGACAGAAAGGAUUGGCAGCGAUUGAAGGAUAGAACCAUCCGACCCAAUUGCGUGGUCUAUUGCUCGGGUUAUGCACAGACUUUUUCCUAUCUCGACUCGUCGUAUCCCACGGCAUCAGACGCCAAAAUUCGAAACAUCAUCAACCCAACACGUCCAGACAUCGCAUUCAUCGGCUUUGUCCGCCCUGGGGUGGGUGCCAUCCCACCCAUAGCUGAACAGCAAGCCAUGUGGUGGACGGCACUUAUCACCGGGCGCAUGGAAAUGCCCACAGAUCCCGACCACUAUCAUCUUCUCGCAGCCAAGGGAUCCCGUAUCCAAUACGGUGUCGACCACAGUGCAUACAUGAGCACGCUUGCCAAAGACUUCGGCGGUGCACCUGGCCUCUUCGAACUCUAUCGCCGCCAUGGUCUGCAGAUUCUUCUCAUAUACUGCUUUGGUGCAUCUUUCGUCACAUUCUAUAGACUGAUGGGUCCAUUCGAAUCAACUGUUGCACCUAGCAUCGCUCGAACAGAGCUAGCCGAGACCAUUCUUCGACGUGGUUAUACCGGAAACCUUUUCUUUGGUUUGAUACCGAUGAUCUUCUAUGGAAUCAUCAAUUCUGUAGCCUUGUUAUUUGACUUGGUCGGAUUGCUCCCUCGCGAACCCGCGAUUGAAGUUGCUGGGCCCGGAAAGGAGAAACGUAAAUUUUGA